GUCUGAGGCUGACAGGAACCCCCGAAGUGCAGGGCACUCACUGCAGUAGGCAGAAAGGGGUCAGACAGCCUUGGAGAAGGUGAGGUCUGGAGCUCUGAGCCCAGGUCAGAAGCAGGGCAAGGUUAACCAACCGGCCUGAGAGAUGCCAGGCAAACAGUCAGGAGACGGGCCAAUGGAAGUGGCAGCCGUGGAGAACGGAGGCGAUGAAGGCCUGGGGGGCCUCACGGUAGAGGAGCUGCAGCAAGGCCAGGAGGCUGCUCUGGCCUUGGAGGACAUGAUGGCUCUGAGUGCCCAGACCCUGGUCCGAACUGAGGUGGAGGAGCUGUACGAGGAAGUUCGACCCCUGGGCCAGGGCCGGUUCGGCCGUGUCCUGCUAGUUACUCACCGGCAGAAAGGAACACCCUUAGCCCUGAAGCAGCUUCCCAAGAACUCUACCUCCCUCCGUGCCUUCCUGUAUGAGUUCUGCGUGGGCCUCUCUCUUGGCACACACCCGGCCAUCGUGGCAGCCUACGGCAUUGGCAUCGAGUCAGCCAGUUCCUAUAGCUUUCUGACAGAGCCUGUUCUCCAUGGGGACCUCAUCACCCUCAUCCAGCCCAAGGUGGGUCUUCCACAGCCAGCGGCCCAGCGCUGUGCAGCCCAACUGGCCUCCGCCCUGGAACUCAUUCACUCCCAUGGCCUGGUGUACCGGGAUUUGAAGCCAGAAAAUGUGCUGGUGUGUGACCCAGACUGCCGGCACGUCAAGCUGACAGACUUCGGCCACACCCGGCCUCGAGGGACCCUGCUCCGGCUCACUGGGCCACCUAUCCCUUACACCGCCCCUGAGCUCUGUGCCCCGCCCCCUUUCCCCGAGGGACUGCCCAUUCAACCCGCCCUCGAUGCCUGGGCUCUUGGGGUCCUGAUCUUCUGCCUUCUGACUGGCUACUUCCCCUGGGACCAACCCCUGGUGGAGGCUGACCCUUUCUUCGAGGACUUUCUCAUCUGGCAGGCCUCGGGCCAGCCCCAAGACCGGCCGCAGCCGUGGUAUGGCCUGUCCCCUGCGGCAGACACUCUUCUGUGGGGGCUGCUAGACCCUCACCCCCGGAAGAGGAACUCCGUGAGCUCCAUCAAGAGCUAUCUAGGUCAACCCUGGAGGCAGAGGCAGGGGGAGGCUGAGGAAUUGACAGAGGAGCUGAGGGAAGAUGCGUCCUGAGGAGGCCAGGAGGCUGCAAAGGGAGAGCCAUGUGCAUGCUGAGACCUGCUUUGCCUGCACUGCCUGGCUGUGGCCUCCUCUCUGCUUUCAACCUGUAUCUUAGCUGUCCUAUGUGCCUUCUGUGUCCUUCCUUUACGCUGUGUGAGUGUGUGUGUUCAUGUAUGUGUGCGUGUG
Molecule: messenger RNA, 1363 nt
Organism: Acomys russatus (golden spiny mouse)
Lineage: Eukaryota; Metazoa; Chordata; Mammalia; Rodentia; Muridae
Gene: Sbk2
Product: SH3 domain binding kinase family member 2
Biological process (GO): peptidyl-threonine phosphorylation; peptidyl-serine phosphorylation
Molecular function (GO): protein serine/threonine kinase activity; ATP binding
Source: RefSeq, a predicted model, not a curated record